AUGACGAAAUCUACCAGACGCGACCGCCGCAAGAAGGCCAUUGCCUCCGGAGCUGCGCAGGCUCGAGGUGUGUCGAAGGUCAUGACAAAGGAACGAACGGCCUCAACUUCAUCAUCCGGGGGUUCAAACCACAAGCGACCAGCUGCAGCAGGGCUAGUUGGGAAGGGUGGCAAGGAGCUUGUCAAGCGUCCCGCUGCGCGCAAGCAGCGGGGCGGCGGGAAUGAUAGCCAGAGCGCUUCUACUGGAAGGGGUGCGAAUGGGAGAAAAAAGAAGCGGCCACGAAGCCAGGUCGAAGAGGAUGAAGAAGAGGAGAGAGAGGAGGGAGGUCGUGAAUCCGUGGAGGACGAGCUUGUGGCCACCAUUCAGGAACAUGACGAGUUUUUCUCGAGGAUGCUAGACAUGAUUCCGGAGAACCUGGUGCUCCGCGCGAAGGAGGUCGCGGAGUCUUCAUACGCCAGCAAGUACAUGAAGAACAAGAAGGGCGAGGCGCCGAAGCAAUCGAAGAAGGAGGAAUCCAAGAAGAACAAACGGGCCCGCUACGCCGCCGACAACCAGAAGACACUCCUGGAGAAGCAGCAGGAGCGCGCCAAGGCCGGCGAGGAUGGGGGCGAUGCUGACGCUGGUAGCGACAAAGACAGCGACGAUGACGGCGACGAGAGUGACGGGGGCCUACAGGCGGCCGCGGAGCAGGACGGGCUCCAGAGCGAGGUACUCAGGGGCAAGAGUAUGGACGUGGCGUCCAUGGAUGCCCUCAAGAAGCGGAUAGAGGAGCGCAUCAAGGUCUUCCAGGAGAAGCGAACCGCCGCAGAGGGAAGCCGUCGAGCAAAAACCGCCGCUAAGAGGAGCGCGAAGACCGCCACGAAGCGGGAGAACAAGCGCAAGGGCGCCAAGGCCAGGAAGAAGGGGAGGGAAGGGGCGAUUGCCGCGGUAGCGGCAACGGGGGGAGCGACGGGUGGAGCCAAGGGGUCCGCAGAAGCCGCAAACGGGGCCGUUGAAGGGAAGGCCAAGGGAGCCAAGGUAGAAGCCAAUGGCUCGCAUGCACCCGUUGCAAAGCCGCAGCUUCCCCCUCUGCCGACCGUGGAAGAUGUAGGAGACAUCGAGUUCUCCGGGCUGCGGGGGGUCCUUGGCGACGGCAGCGGCAACCGCGGAAAGCACGGUUUGCCCAAGGUGGGCGCUCCGGGCAGCAAGAUGAAGCGCCUGCACGGCCUGUUGGCUGCCGCGGAGGAGAAGAAGCAGCGGCUUGCGGGGCUCCGGCAAACGGAGACGGGCAAGGAGAAGGCCAAGGAGGAGGGGUGGGCGGACGCCAUCCGCGUGGCCGGAGGGGCCGAGAUCAAGGACAACCCGGCUGCCCUGAAGAAGAUGAUCAAGCGCAAGGAGAAGGAGAAGGCCAAGAGCGCCGCCAAGUGGGACGAAAGGCUGUCGGGGCAGAGGAAAGAGCAGGCCAAGAAGCAGGACAAGCGUGAGGAGAACCUCAACAGGAGGAAGAAGGGGGGGCCCGCGGUGGGGGAGACCGACAAGGCGGCAUCGGGGGGGGAUGCCGCUUCGGGUCAAGGCGGGAAGCGCCAGAGGCGCGCUGGCUUUGAGGGCAAGAAGCAGGACUUUAUCAACAAAGAAAGGCCCAGCAAGGCCGGCGAGCAAGGGGGAGGCGGAGGGCGCGGAGGCGCUAGGGGGGGGCGGGGACGGGGCGGGGGCGGCAGGGAUGGCGGCCGGGGGCGCGGCGGGGGUAGGGGCGGGGGCGGCAGGGGGCGAGGGUAG
This is a messenger RNA of Ectocarpus siliculosus, 1755 nucleotides long. The record is from the annotation of a GenBank genome assembly. NCBI's taxonomy places the organism in Eukaryota, Phaeophyceae, Ectocarpales, Ectocarpaceae.